Molecule: messenger RNA, 1944 nt
Organism: Rhopilema esculentum
Lineage: Eukaryota; Metazoa; Cnidaria; Scyphozoa; Rhizostomeae; Rhizostomatidae
Product: UDP-N-acetylglucosamine transporter
Biological process (GO): pyrimidine nucleotide-sugar transmembrane transport
Cellular component (GO): Golgi membrane
Molecular function (GO): pyrimidine nucleotide-sugar transmembrane transporter activity
Source: RefSeq, a predicted model, not a curated record
AACGAAACGACAUCUUUCACGAUACAGGACCGGCUCGACGAAGUGAAACCCGGCUCGACGAAGAGAAACCCGCCUCGACGAUCAGACAAUCGCCUCGACGAAACAAAGGUACCCAUUAUGUCCAGUACAUGACUCCAUAGAAUUCUGGCCGCAAACACAACAUUUGUUGUGGAUUGAAUUGCAUUGGGAAAAUCAAUUCAGUUUCCAGGUAGAGUGUUGUUGGCUGUGGAAAGUGAGAUACAGAACAAGAUCCCUUAAACUGACGAACAGGGAUUGACAGUUCUAACCAAGGACAUGACAACUAUAGGAGACGAUAAAGGAGCUGUGCCCUCUUUCAGGGUGACACGUAGCAUCACUAUUCCCCUCAAGUACCUUUGCCUGUUUGUUUUGGUGAUUCAGACAUCGACAAUGGUGCUAACACUACGGUACUCCAGGAAACAUGCGUCGAGCAGUGGACAUAUGUAUCUUUCUUCCACAGCAGUUGUUUUAUCGGAGGCAAUAAAGAUGAUAACAUGCCUUGCAGUUCUCUUUCGCCAUGCUCAGAAUGAUGUAAACCGGUUAUCAAGAGAACUUAAAGACCAGAUUUUUGACAAGUGGAGUGAUAGUGUAAAGUUGACGGUUCCAGCGAUCUUGUACACAGUUCAAAACAAUCUCCUGUUUUUGGCUUUAUCAUGUUUAGAUGCAGCAACCUAUCAGGUCACAUAUCAGCUCAAAAUAUUAACAACUGCAAUGUUCUCAGUUGUAAUGUUAGGUAGAAACUUGACUCGUCUCAAAUGGAUAUCAUUGGUCAUUCUAAUGCUUGGUGUAGCUCUUGUGCAGAUGCCCAGUGGCAGCAAAAAUGAAGCUUCAAAGAAGGAGAGAAGCAUGUCCACUCAAUUAAUGGGAUUGAUAGCUGUUUUAACUGCAUGUUUUUCUAGUGGAUUUGCAGGCGUUUAUUUUGAGAAGCUGCUAAAAGGCAGCACAGUUUCAUUAUGGAUGAGAAACAUUUUGCUUGCAUGUUAUGGAAUAUUAUUUGGAAUUCUUGGUGUUCUGAUAAAUGAUUUCUCAAAAGUUAAAGAACAUGGGUUUUUCCAAGGUUAUACUAUUUCAACUUGGUUUGUUAUUCUCCUACAGGCAUAUGGAGGAUUACUUGUAGCAGCUGUCGUCAAAUAUGCUGAUAACAUUCUUAAGGGUUUUGCAACAUCAAUAUCAAUUGUUUUAUCAUCAAUAAUUUCAUAUUAUUUCAUUGGUGACUUUGAACCAAGCUUGUAUUUCAUGUUGGGUGGAACUGGUGUCCUCACUGCAACAUAUCUUUACAGUUUACCAACAAAGUUAUGAUGCUCAUAACAAACAUUUGAUAAUAACAUAUUAGGGAACAAUAAUAUGAUAACUUUGGUGUGCAGUAUCUUGACUAAUAUAGCAAGUUUCUUAAAUAAUUAUAUGGUUCAGACUGAUUGCUAGAAAAGGAGUAGUAGUGGUAUUUUAUGUAAUAUGGUAGGGAAUUAUAAUAACUUUUUAUUGAAUAUCUUACAUCUAAUGGCUAUUGUGAUGGUUACCCAGAUGUUUUCAGGGACCUUACAUAUAGGAGGUUCAUCUGACAGUUUGUCAACCUGAACCUUAAGAUUUCUGAUAUUUCUAGGGUAAAAGCAAAUAAAGGAUGGUGGUAUGACACACUUGGGUAACAAGGGUUCAUUGAGCUGAUAUAAGUUAGAAUGCUUCUAAAUACAGAGAAUGCAGUUCAGUUGCAUUUUCCACCGUUAUUAGAAUUUGAGGUAUUAUUUGUCAGAUAUCAAUAUAAAUAAUGAAAUUUCAUACCCCAAAGAUGCCAUAGUUUUGGGCUCAUAUCACAUAAAAUCAACUAAAUGCAAGAAGCAGAAAUUCAAGUAAUGCUGUUAGUGUAAAGUUUGAAGAUUGAAAGGUAUUGAUGUGUCAAAGAUGUCUAGUUUAUAUGAUAUUUGAAACUGG